AUGAGCAAACGUACCAAACUCAAUAGAUCGAAUGAGAGUUAUUUUAACCUUCAGAGGGACCUCAGACUGUCAGGAACUCCUCGUCCUAUAAAACCCAUAGAAGACAGCAUCGAAAGAACUCAAGAGUAUAAUGAUUUCAUGAAGGAUCUCGAAGAAUUCCAUAAGGCUCACGGCACCCCACUACAAAAGGAGCCAGUUCUCGGAUCCAAAAAAUUAGAUCUGUAUAGAAUAUAUAACAUGGUGAUCGAAAAUGGUGGUUGUGAAAAAAUUUGCCUGGAGAAAUCAUGGAAAAAAAUCUGCGAGCCGUUCAAUUUUCCUGCGACCUGCACCAAUAGUGCUUAUGUGAUGAAGAACGUAUACAUCAAAUUUCUGGAGGCGUAUGAAUUGGAAAAACACUGGGGCAAAAAAGUACCAUACGGCGGUAUUCCACAGAGACCGCAAACAACACCCUCAACUCCCCAGGUUAUCCAGGCGGUCCAAUCUCCUGUCCCUCAAUAUUUAGAAAUGUCUACUCCUCCCUCUCGAAGAAUUGUGCCUCAGGAUAAUGUGCAAGCAAAUUAUUCCGAUCCUGAGACUCCCGUACAAACAUAUAACAAUUAUGAUUCGGGCACUCCUAUUGCAUAUAAUAACCAUGACACGAUGGCAGAUCCGAUAGCAAUACAGACUACCGUUAACGUUUUAAUUUACACUAAGGCUUUCUUCUUGGAGGCGGACACCAUAAUCUCUCAAUUGCCAAAUGAGAUUGACUGGGCAUUUGAAGUAUUGGUACAAUUGUCAGCAGAUGAUACAAUCAACUUUUAUUUAGAUAAAAUUCCGGGAUUAGUUGAUGUCAUUCUUUCGUUCGUGGCUCCUUUUUAUAAGGAUAUAAGAAAGUUUACGGGAACUGAACCUGGCAGUAUGUUGACUAUAGACAGUGAGAAGGACACCGAACUUUUUGUGUCGAGCGUUAAUGAAUUUCUGAGUUUACCGGUGAAAAUUGAACAAUUAUCAAGAGUUCAGCAAAUAUUUCUGAUGUUUAGAAAUCUUUCUUAUACCGAACAUAAUAUGAAAUUUAUGGCUGGAUACAAGCCAUUGCGUAGGUUUCUGGUUGAGGCCCUCUCAUUACCCGAGAUCUCACGAUUAUCUGAACUCAAGCUUCAUUGCCUGGAAACGCUGGCAAAUUUGUGUCGGAUCAUAACAUUGAAAAGCAGUAAAGAAGAACUUGUCAUGAACCUUUCUAAAUUACUCUAUUCUAAAGAUAGCUUGAUCGUUUUAUUAAGCAUCAAUGCAAUGACAAAUUUGGCAGCUAAUGGAAAUAAUGCUGAUCAUUUACAAGAGAUAGAUCCAGUCGCUGUACAACGUUUGGCACAAUUGUUGCUCGUCGACGACGAUGAUGAAUUAAUACUUUCUGUGUUAGAUUGGUUUUAUCAAUAUACCACAUACGAAAACUCUGCAUAUGCGAUAAUUCAGUAUGCACCAAACAACUUCAUACGUCUUCUGAUAAAUUUCCUGCGUUAUGGUGCUAAUGACGAAGACUUUUUACAAGAUCAAAGAACGUCAGCGGAAAGAAAUCCUUAUUAUAUUCGCGGGGAUUUUGAAAAUUAUCCCGAACCUUACCGUACUCAUGAAUGGCUGAAGUUAUAUUACGUUGAAUCCCCUUUCGAUGGUGUUUUACAAACAGACAUUUGGUAUGCGUACCGCGAUCAAUUCAUGAACUCACAUUUCCCGAUGAUGCCGGCCGCUGAAGUCAUCAAACAUGUCAAUCAGGCAUUUCCAGAAUCCAGAAUAAAGCGUAAACCAUUACCAGAAGAAGUAACGCUGAAAAAUCCUACGUAUAAAUGCCGUUGGUUGGGUUGCAGGAUAAAUAACUUUGUAUCAGAGAAUGAAUUAUAUAAUCACGUUAUUAGCGAUCAUAUUAACAAUAGUCCUGAUGCUCGAUACGAAUGCCAUUGGAUGGGAUGUCAUCGAUUUCCUGUCGGAUCGGACAAUCGGUUAGCUGUUAUUGCUCACCUUAAAACACAUUUCCCUGUUAGCCCAGACGAAGGUGAUAACCGAAAACGCAAGGCGAAAUCUCCGAAAAUGAAAGCGUUGAAUAAAUACGGAAAAAACAACGGAAUAAUCACCCAUAGGACAUAUGUUACUUCAGAUAUGAAUGGCGAUGCUAUUGGUAUUCCAUUAACAGCGUCCCUGAUACUUCGAAAUUUAUCCAUCUUCAGAAAAAAUCUUCAUUACUUUGAAGCAUAUGAACAAGAACUAACGGACAUGUUGGCUAAUUGUGUUGGUUUGUCUAAACAUUUGGCUGAGACUUUAAGUAAUUUGAAAUCUGUAUAG
This is a messenger RNA of Acaulospora morrowiae, 2310 nucleotides long. The record is from the annotation of a GenBank genome assembly. NCBI's taxonomy places the organism in Eukaryota, Fungi, Glomeromycota, Glomeromycetes, Diversisporales, Acaulosporaceae.